Molecule: messenger RNA, 11523 nt
Organism: Marmota monax (woodchuck)
Lineage: Eukaryota; Metazoa; Chordata; Mammalia; Rodentia; Sciuridae
Gene: Slc1a2
Product: solute carrier family 1 member 2
Exons: 11
Coding region: 635-2356 (573 amino acids)
Biological process (GO): L-glutamate transmembrane transport
Cellular component (GO): plasma membrane
Molecular function (GO): glutamate:sodium symporter activity; L-glutamate transmembrane transporter activity; neutral L-amino acid transmembrane transporter activity
Source: RefSeq, a predicted model, not a curated record
CGCGGUGAUGUCAGCUUUCGACGAAAAUAGAGAGGGAUCGCCUGUAAAUCCUCAGCUCCGGAGGGGCUAAACCUUGCGAUCCCUCCCCGGCAGGCGCCGAGCCAGGGCGCCGAGGCCUCUACCACCUGCCCCGGCGCGCACACACCGGCACACGCGCACACGCACGCACACACUCCCCCGUACAGACAUUCUCUGUCCUCCCCCCUGCCACCACUCUCCGUGCCCGCCACUCGGCACGCCAGCCUGCCCCGCAGCAAAGCACAGGUGGUAGCGGCGGCGGCGGGGGCGCAGCGUUGUUGCGCGCGCUCCGGUAGCCCCCGGGACAGCGCUGUCUUUGGGAAACCAUUCUCCGAACCCUCCAAACCCCCCAGCGCCCAGCCAAGCGCUACUGCAACCUGCGUAGGGGAGCGCGGGACGCGCGCAGUGGAGAGCUAGGACGUGGAUUAGCGCCCGCAGGAGCCUCCAGCGCGCGUCGAGGCGCUAAAGGGCUUACCCGGGAGGGGGGUGGAAGGGCGGAGAGAGGCUCCCCCUUAAAUACCGCUCCCCCGCACACACGCGCUCACCCCAGCGCCGGCUCGCUCCCUCGCUAGCUGCUGCCGGACUGUGCUGAAGAGGAGGGGGCGUUCCCCAGACCAUGGCAUCCACUGAAGGUGCCAACAAUAUGCCCAAGCAGGUGGAAGUACGGAUGCUUGACAGCCACCUCAGCUCAGAGGAGCCGAAGCACCGAUCUCUGUGCCUGCGCUUGUGUGACAAGCUGGGGAAGAAUCUCCUGCUCACACUGACGGUGUUCGGUGUCAUCCUGGGGGCAGUGUGUGGAGGGCUGCUUCGCCUGGUGUCUCCCAUCCACCCCGAUGUGGUCAUGUUGAUAGCCUUCCCAGGGGAUAUCCUCAUGAGGAUGCUAAAGAUGCUCAUUCUCCCUCUCAUCAUCUCCAGCUUAAUCACAGGGUUGUCGGGCCUGGAUGCUAAAGCUAGCGGGCGCUUAGGCACGAGGGCCAUGGUGUACUACAUGUCCACAACCAUCAUCGCCGCCGUGCUGGGGGUCAUCCUGGUCUUGGCCAUCCACCCUGGCAAUCCCAAACUCAAGAAGCAGCUGGGGCCGGGGAAGAAGAACGACGAGGUGUCCAGCCUGGACGCCUUCCUGGAUCUUAUUCGAAAUCUCUUCCCAGAAAACCUGGUCCAAGCCUGUUUCCAACAGAUUCAAACAGUGACAAAGAAAGUCCUGGUGGCACCUGAGUCAGAGGAGACCAAUGCAACCAACGCUGUUGUCUCCCUGUUGAACGAGACUGUGAUGGAGGCUCCCGAGGAAACUCAGAUGGUUAUCAAAAAGGGCCUGGAGUUCAAGGAUGGGAUGAAUGUCUUAGGUCUGAUAGGAUUUUUCAUUGCCUUCGGCAUCGCCAUGGGGAAGAUGGGUGAGCAAGCCAAGCUGAUGGUGGAGUUCUUCAACAUUUUGAAUGAGAUUGUAAUGAAGUUAGUGAUCAUGAUCAUGUGGUACUCUCCCCUGGGUAUCGCCUGCCUAAUCUGUGGGAAGAUCAUUGCCAUCAAGGACUUAGAAGUGGUUGCUAGGCAACUGGGGAUGUACAUGGUCACCGUGAUCGUGGGCCUCAUCAUCCACGGGGGCAUCUUUCUCCCUUUGAUUUACUUUCUGGUGACCAGGAAAAACCCGUUCUCCUUUUUUGCUGGCAUUUUUCAAGCUUGGAUCACUGCCCUGGGCACUGCUUCCAGUGCUGGAACUUUGCCUGUUACCUUCCGUUGCCUAGAAGAAAAUCUAGGGAUCGAUAAGCGCGUGACCAGAUUUGUCCUCCCAGUUGGAGCAACCAUUAACAUGGAUGGUACAGCCCUUUAUGAAGCGGUGGCUGCCAUCUUUAUUGCCCAAAUGAAUGGUGUCAUUUUGGAUGGAGGCCAGAUUGUGACUGUGAGCCUCACGGCCACGUUGGCAAGUGUUGGUGCAGCCAGUAUUCCCAGCGCCGGGCUGGUCACCAUGCUCCUCAUUCUGACAGCUGUGGGCCUGCCGACAGAAGACAUCAGCCUGCUGGUGGCUGUGGACUGGCUGCUGGACAGGAUGAGAACUUCAGUCAAUGUCGUGGGUGACUCUUUUGGGGCAGGGAUUGUCUAUCACCUCUCCAAGUCUGAGCUGGAUACAAUUGACUCCCAACACCGAGUGCAUGAAGACAUUGAAAUGACCAAGACUCAGUCCAUUUACGAUGACAUGAAGAACCACAGGGAAAGCAACUCUAAUCAAUGUGUCUAUGCCGCACACAACUCUGUCAUAGUAGAUGAGUGCAAGGUAACUCUGGCAACCAAUGGAAAGUCAGCUGACUGCAGUGUUGAGGAAGAACCCUGGAAACGUGAAAAAUAAGGAUAUGAUUCUCAGCAAAUUCUUGACUAAGCUCCCCAGCGUACCUUAUGGUAAAGAUGAUAUCAACAAGCUUUCUUUUAAAAGGAAAAAAAAAUGCAUAUAUUUCUAUGUUACUUAAUCUGUUAGCUGAGGCUUAAAGGAGCUGUUGUGAGUCAUGCUGACAGGCAGGGUGCUGUGUCUUUGCCAAAUAACGCUUCAUAAACGUCUGAUUUGCUCACUUGUAUUAUUAUUGUUUGAAUGGAUGCUGCUGGAGGAAUCACACUGAAUUGAAGACACAUUCUUGCAGGUUCUUUUUUUUUUUUUUCCUCUCAAGAUGCAUAACUGUGGAAAUUCUUUUCCCAGGGGAUAUGACAAAAGCAGUGUGGUACAUUCCAGGGAUUUGGGACAACGAACGCACAUGGUGUGUUAUUCCUUAAAGUGUUCAUACCUUGCCUUGUUAAGCACAAGAGAUUCAGCUAGAAGCCUCUAGAAGUAACUCCCCUUCAAUGUCUUGUAGAGUUUGCACAUGUUGAGACUAAAAGCAAAUAUCUCUUAGGGAACUUGGACAAUUUAUCUUUCAGCACCCUUUAAGUUAAAUGUUUCCUGAAUUUUAGUGGAAGCCACACGGCUUCAGUGUGGCUGAUCAUGGAACCCAUUGCCUCUCCAUCCCAUGCAAUUUGGAGAUUCUAGAACGCCUGUAAGAAUAAUAGUUGAAAUUUCAAUAUAUAUGUCAUAAUUCUAAGCUUGAUAAUGGAUUAGAAAGCAUCUUGUGCAUAACCACUGCAUCUAUUGACAAAAUCAAGGGAGCACAGUUGCCAUGGAUUUUAAUCAGAUUUAACUAUUGAAAUUCAUUUAUGUUUGGUCUGCACUCACCUGACACAGUGAAAUCGAGUGAGAUUGUUCCAUCUGUGUUUUGCUUUCUUUGUUUUUCCCAUAAGGUUCUCAUUUGGGAUUUUAACCAGAAAGGUAGUUUCCAUUCCCAAACUGUUCCUAUCACAUUCACCCAGCUGGCCUCUCAUUUUGUCCUCCUGGCACACAGAGGAUGCUUGUGUUGGCCAUGCCCCUUUCCAUACCAUAUCUUGGUACUUAUAUCUAAUAUGUAGAAAGCUUAUUGUUGUAUCAAAGCACAUAAAGCCAGUUACAGGACACGGUUGGAAGCAGAGCCUGUCUUCCUCUUCAGUGGGAAUGGAACAGAAAACAAAGAGCCACGCACAACCCUGUACAGGUGGCAUUCCUAUGGCAGAGUCCAGGCAGCCUUGAACCACAGAGUGGCAACAAAGGAGGCUCCACACAGCUUCCCAGAUGGAAUCUCUUUCAAGGCUGUGGGAGUCUGAAGGAAUCCAUAAUCUAAUUGGCAUAGCCCAGUGCCUUGCCUGUGGUAGGUAGCCAACAUGACCUUAAGGACUGGUUAUGCGAGCUGAAGGCUGAAUGCCUCUGCUACUGUCUCCUACCGAGUCACCCACAGUAUUCCUCUAAGGUGGCUGGGUUUGGGAGUUAGCUGGGGACUUGAGUUAUUAAGUAAAGCACAUUUGACUCUAAGGAGAAGGUGAACCUUGGUCCACAGGCGGGAGUAGGGUGUGUCAUCCGAGGCCAGCAGAGGGCUAUGGUAGUUCUAGAACCCCAAUUCUCUGAGGAGAAGGUGGUUUUGGAAUCACCUACCCUUAGUAAUCGACUGCUUGUAACUUCUGUCUCCCAAAUAGGACAGCUUUGGAACCUACAAAAGAUAUGAGAUUCUACCUGUCUUGUCUCUUAAACCCUAUUUUUUAAAAAUAAAGAUCACUAUGGAGCAGUAUUAGCAGAUUUUUAAAAAAUGAUGUAGGUCUUCAUUUUCAUUAAAUGACCAGUUAACAGGGUGGCCAAGGACAUGCUCAAAUGUAGUAGUGGACUGUACCUCCUUUAUAGCAGAUGUCCCGUAGGCCGGUAGCCAAUGGGACAGUCCCAGGGUUUAGCUGUGAAACUGUUUAGGAUUGUCUCUAAGUGGUAAUCCCAAGAGCUUUUUUUACACCAAGUAGAAGAAUCCAGGCGAGGCCUCUAAGAGCUUGCUGUUUUUUUGCUGUAGAGGGCCAAUGUGUCACUGGUACAGGCUAACGAGGUUUUUCAAAGCAUUGGUCACAGGAUUGUCGUCUCAAGGUCCUGCCCGAAAAUCAAUCUGGUUUCUUUUGUCCUCAGCUUUUUUCUUGCUAUCCUGUUUAACCGAUGAAUAGAUAAGGGGAUAAUGUGUUCAGAAGAAACAAGAUGCAGCCUUACAAAGCAGGCUUUUCUGGUUUGAGGCUGUAUGCAUUGUCUCAUGAGAAUAUACUCAGGAGAUCACACUUAUCUGUAAAUUCAAUAAAUCAUUAAAAGUAAACAAUGGACCAAAUUCAAGACUAGCCUGAAUUUCCAGGAUGUAUGUAAAGUUGACAUGUGACUAUAUCCUGUGGUGUUUUAGGCCUCAUUCAUUCUUCCCAUGCCUUGCCCAUUAGGGAUUCUCUUGCCUAGAAUAUGUGCCAUAAAUAGUGCAAACAGAUCCAGAGUAUACCUCUAAUAGCCUUUAUCUAAAUGGGAUACCUGUCAGUUAGAUGUAUAGAUUUAUUCUAAUAGAGCCAUCACAGAUGAAUGCAUAUAAUAGUCUGUUAAUGUUUGAUGAAGCAUAAAUGUUACAUAGCCACAAAUUGACAUAGCAGGACAGGGACAUAUACCACAUCCUGUAAAGUUUGUGAGUCAGAGCUUUGGCAACAGCAUUUGUUGUAGGGUCAUUUGAUCUUUGCCGGAAUCAGAAUUAUUUCAGGAGAAAACCACCCACGUAGACAUCAAUCCUUCUUUUUCUCAGUUUACCCUUUGGGAAACCCAAGUAGAAUCAUCACCUAAUGAUUAACUAUAAUUCAGGAGAUCCAAAUCAGUUAAUGAGAAGGAUGGCUUAUCUUUCAGGCUAAUGUUUGACCCUAGAUUUUUUCAAGAUUGUGCUCCUGACCUAUGAAAAAAAAUAAAAUAAGGAAAUCUGCAUCUAAGAGCACAGUUCCUUGAUAAAGGACAUUAAGUGACUUUAGGAAGCUAUUGAAUUCUAUUUUGAAAAAAAUUCCUAUUGGAUACAGAAGCAGGCUGUGAUGUCCUUGCCUGUAGCAGUUACCAUUUCCCAUAAAAGACAAAUAUUUAUUUUCCCCUCCUACCCACUAGUCAGCCUGGUUAUUCACAAAAGCUUAAAGAAAACAUGCCAAAAUGCCUGCCUCCUGGAUUUAGACUUGUGGAUGCUGAGAAGGGCUUGGGAGGAAUUCUGUUCAUGGGGAAAUUCCUGGUAGGUGUUGCCAGGAAUCCCAAUGACGGGUUGAUUGGGUCUCAGGUCAUUUCCACUCAUGCAUGGAGAACGAUGUCAUUUGCAAGUACUUCUAGUCAGGAGGCCCUUUCGGAAUUGAGUGGUUGGGAAACUUCUCUAUUGGGUCCCCCAAAGAAAAACGAUCCCUGUCAUAUUUUUUGCAAAUAUCACACUUCCCUUUGAAAGUUUGUUAUAAUUUUUCACCUUUGUCAGAAUUAAGGCUUCUGCCUUUGCAAUAUUUUCCCAUGGAGUACAGCAAUAAAUCCAUGUAGGUAUGCACAUGCUCAGAGAUAAUUCUCCUUGGUUCUCACUCUUAAAAAACAAGUCUCGACAGCUUUUGCCUGAUUUGAUGACUAAAAGUGCACAGCAGUUACACCCUGGGGGAGGGUGGUUCUUCCCACUUUGCUGCUCUUGAACUCUGAGGACCAGUUAGUUGUCUGGGUUGCUGGUUUUGCUUUGUAUAAUGUCCAGCUGAACUCAUUCCAGGCAAAGAUAAAGCACCAAAUGGGAUUUUCAGUUAUUGUAAUACUCACUCUUUGAAUAAGGAUCCUAGAUCUAGGGGCAUAAGAAGAUUAAUUGAAAGCAAAGACUCAAGUGAGAGUUUUAUAAAUCUAGUUGUCAGAGAAGAUUAAUAGUUUCAGCAUCUGUGGGAGUUUCUGGCUAGCUCUAGAAGAAGGGUCACUGUGUGCCAGUCAGGUAGGUGGCACUAGAGUCUCCUUGAGUGGAGUGAGUUCAAAGACACUCAUGAAACAUUAGCUUAUGAUUUUCCCUAAAAGAAAACCCAGUUUUCCCUCUUCCUCAUCUUUCCUCUUAUUUCGAUGCUUAUGAAACAAUUAAGUGACCAUAUAUACAGGUUAGUAUAAAGAUUGGUUUUCAAGCAGAUAACAGGGAAUCUUAAUUGAAUAGUAUCUAAUUUCAUAGCAUAAAAUAACUAAUUUCAGGCAAUGACAUAGAGAUGAGCGAAACGACAUGAUUUGGUAGAGGAAAUAUUUAAUUUAGACUCUGUCCAUCUUUAGCUGAAUGUCUUACACAAGCUACUUUAUGCCCAAGCUUCAUUUUCUCCCAUAUGAAAAGUGAAGGGGUUGGAUUAAAUGAUUUAAAUCCCCUUUCAAUCCUACAAAUCCACGGUAUUACAAUCUCUGCUUUAUUUUCUUCUUUCACAAGAGGCUUACUACUAUAAAAUAUUACGUAUUUAUACUCUAAGUCAGGGGGGCCCAUGAUAAUGAAGAAUCUAGAUUUUUCUUAUCCCCUUUGGGAGAAAUUGAAUUCAUUUUAUGCUUUCCUACAAGCUUGGAAGGUGGCCAGGUCAAUCUGCAGUUUGAUUUUUUGAGACCCUGAUAAACAUCUUUUGUAAAAGGUCCCUUUAGCUAAACUCACUUUCCUAGUAGCAGUAGGGAUUCAGCUCAGGGAACAUGCUGCCAUCAUCGGCAGGAGGGACCGGACCUGUCUCCAGCUGUACCCAAGCUCUUGCAUCAUCCCUGCUGUAGCAACAGAGCCCACUCCAAAUACCCAAACCACAUAGUUUUCUCCAGACAGUCCUAAUUGCCAACCCAGUAUGGGAAUUUGGGAGCCUUUGGCAAAAUAAACUUGAACACCCAUGAAAUUUGGUGCAAGACUUACACAAUCACAGCGACUGUCUCUAAAUACCUUGCCUGCUCUGCGUGGGUGCAGACACGCACAUCCAUUCACAAGAAAGUGGGGCUAAGUCUUUUCUCUGGAGGGAUGUGCAGGGAGAUUUUAUUGAAUUCAUUUUCAAAUUUUCUUCUUGGUUUGCUUUCCCCGCGGGCAUCACCACAGUCGAGAAGCUCUAACUUCACAGACCAUUAUUACCCUUUUGGAUGCCUGCAGAGUUUCUGAGUGGAUGGGGUAUGGUGCAUGGUCUGCAAGGUACAUGCCACAAGCCACGACCUUUAAGCAACCUCUUGCACUUUUUUGCUAUUGUUGCAGUGGGCCACUGCUUGCAUCUUUGCCCUUUGUCCAAACUCUGCUAAUACAGAGUAGGGUUUGUAUUUCUUGUGUGGUGACUUACCUUUAUGGACAGAAAAAGCUUCAAUUCUCCAUAUUUGGAGGAGACAGACAUAAAGCUGGGACUGAAAGGAUUGAGUAUUUUUGUUAUUAUCAUUUGCUUUGAUUUUUUUUUUCCAUUAACAUGGAAGACCUGAUGCAAAAGCAGCAAGAUAAACAGUUUUUUAAUCAACCCAUUUAAGAAACUGUAAAAAAAGUGAAAGAAGCCCUUCAGGUCUUAUUCCAUUCAUUCUAAAUAACAUCCUGAAUAAUUACUAAUCAGGUUCUGUCUCUAUGUCCAGCCUUGCUUCACCUUCUACCCUUGAGCCAAGUAUCUGUUUUGAUAUUCUUUAAAAGUCCUGGUUAUUAUUCAGGGACUUUUUUUGUGCUGAUAAUGAAAGCUACUACUGGAACAGACCUUGCUGCUUUGCAGAGUCAGCACUUGAUCUAGACAAUGUGUACCAACACGUCCCAGGCUCCUUGGAGACAUCCACCAUCCCUGGGUGAGGGUUGGAACCCUUAUCACCUUUCCCUGUGGAGAUGGAUAUGAUGCAGUCAGAGUCUUGCUACUUCUGGGUCACGGUUUCUUCUCCCAGGUACCAGUUAGCCUGCCUGGAAAUAGCCCCUGGUAGGGGGCAGAUACACUCACCAGUCAAGGAAGUUUGUCCAGCACAUCUCUGAGGUUCCUCCCGCAUGGGGCAGAUAGAUCCUCUGAGAUGUACAAUGGUCUCUCGGGUGGCUUACCACUCCAUGAGGGUUGCUUUCCUGAGCAGGAACUCAUCCUUUGGCAUCUAGAUUCUUCUACAGAUUCCCUUCACUCCCUCUUGUCCUCCUCUCCCUGGAAGAGCUUAGCAUUCCAUCUCCAUGUUGCACAACUCAGAUCAGAUUAUCUGAUCACUAGAGAGAUUUGUAUAUAAAAAAGCUACUUUUUUUGAGAAUUUUUGUAUAUUCCUUUUCUAUUUGUUUUCUACAGUUUGAGGAAAGAGCUGGCACAAUGUGAAUCUAGUUUUAUCUUGCUGCCAGCGGAUAUAUUUUGUCUUCCUGGUAAGAAUCUAUGGUACCAGGGACAAUAUAUUGUCCUCUCAUCAGUAUUGCACCCCAAAAACUACAAAUCACUUUAGCUCAGUCUUGCAUUUUUUUUUCUUAAACAAAUCCCCAUGCCUCUUUGCUAUUAUUUAUAAAAGCACGAGAAAAUGUAUUUAUAGUCAUGGAAAUUAUAUGUUUAAUAUUAAUUUAGCCUUCCAUAAUGCUAUACAUUUGUAUCUAUUCAGAAAUCAUAAAGAACUCAGUAUAGACUGAAGUAAUCUAUUUAGUAUCUGUAAUUUUGCAGACAGAUAUUUUCUUAUGGUAUUUUCUAUAUAACCACAUAUAUAGAAUUAUAACUAGAGCACAAGAAGUUUCUACAGCAAUUUAGAGCUAUCAAUUCUUUCCUGAGUAUAUCACCACAUUUCAAAAAUCGAAGGACCCAUUCUUAGCAAUGCAAUGAACACGUCCAUGAAGAACAAAGAAUUACUCAAAUGCCUUAGAUUGUUAGGACGUGCAUCUAAACAAUCUUUCUAACUCAAGGAAUGGUGCUGAUUUUGAAUUUUUGACACCAGGCCUUGUUUUUCCAGCUAAGCAUUCUAAUUUUGAUGGUCUUUAAGAUGAUCAAAGGCAAGAUGAUAAUAGCAGGAUCAUUUUUAUAUCAGAAUCUCCCCUACCUCUAAAUGUUUAUAUGAAAUUUGGCUUAGGAAAACUUUGAGUAGCAAAGACUGAGUACUAGGAAGGAAAUUGGAAAGCUAUUUGUUGCAGUUAAUUCUUGCUAAGGGAAAUGCUAGUAAAUAUCACAUUGUUGUAUGAAUUGAGCACAUAUUUUUAAGGAAAAUUUGAAAACUUUUUUUUUAAAUACUGACAAUGAAGCAAUGCUGUGUCACUGGGGGCUGUAGGUGGGAGCUUAGAGUCACACUGAAACUGUUUAGAAAAAGCCCAGGUAGAUUUUUGUCCUCAGGUGAAUAACAAACUAUGUAACUUUCCCAAAAGGGAAGUGGUAAAUUACUAGCCACUGAAAAGAUGAGGUGUCUUUCCUCUGCCAAACAUACUUUCUGAUAGGGUGGUAGGAUUAGUUUUUUUUUUCCUCCCAUUUUAAAAAGUAGCCAGUUACAUAGAAAGCAUACUAGUGUGUAGUUGAACCUGCUCCUCAUUAAGCACACAGAUUAGAUGUGUCCUCAACUGGCUAAGAUUGUAUCUGUUUUCAAGUACAGCUAGCUGUCAAAGCAUGAAGUUCUUGUGUGUACACGCUGAUACUUGGUUCACGCAUGAAGAACAGUGCCUAAGCACUUUGUGUAGCUAUAAUGUAGGUAUCUAAGUGUAAUUUCAGUGAAAUGGUGUAUAGAUGUGUUGUAAUUUAAUUUAAAUAUUAUUUUUGGCUGUUCAUCUAAAUGCAAUUAGACACGUUGAUUUGUGUUUCAAAAACCCUUCUUUUCUUCUUAGAAGCUAGAAGCAGUGAGUUAUUUCUCCUCUCAAUGUCAUUUGAGGAUAUAUAUGAAUGAAGAACUUCUCUAUGAAUCCUUUCUAGUAAUGAUUGUGUGAAGGUCUGUGGGUGUCCAGCACCUCUGUCAAUACACUUUUCAGAGCAGGGGUGGGUCAGAUGUGUGGUCUGGUUCUUAGGGAAGGUCAUGUGAUAUCGGCAUAAUACACGGUGAAUGCAACGGGGGAGCUUUUGAUUAUCUUGGCUUAGGUAGGUUCAGAAUGAGGACACUCACCUGCAGGUCCUCCUGCAUCUGGUGGAUCAGGCUCAUUGAGACAAAAGGUCAGUAGGCUCCCAAGCAUGUGAGCAUCGUGUCUUUAGGGAAGAAUCAUUCUCUCUGGUUGCCAAAUACUCCGUCACGAUGCACAUGCUCUGAAGGUUCUGAAGAGCCUAGUCUCCCUUGGCCUUUUGAUUGAGGAUAGUGGGAAACACAUUUUCUGACUAACUGCCAUUCAGGUGAAACCCCACAAAAGCACAGUUUGGGCAUCAAACAGCACAGUUUUAGAAAGAGAGUGCCCUAGAAGCACAGGGUCAGUCAGUUUGCAGUCUUGGGGACUGCUGAGGGGCAACUUCCCAUAUAUAUGUGAAGGGAGUUUGACCUCUACCCAGUAUGCUUCAUGUGUAUGCUUGGAAUGACUGAAGAUGAGAUUACUGAAUGCAAUUAUACCUUUGUCUCUGAAAACACACAUUCUGUCUAAUUUCCACUAAAUGCCAUGCUAUGAGUUCUGUAGUUCCUCUAAUCCCUUUCUCCUCCCUAAUAACAGAGAAGAAACAGCAAUGUGCUGUGGGGAACACUGAGUGCUCUCUCUUUUCUCAAGGGACUGAGACCUGAGCUCACAAGGGCAUGGAAGCACAUUAAUUUGCAGUGUUUUCUGCAGAUAAGUGGAGUGAGGGGAUACGGUGGUUGGACAGAUUUUUUUUUUCUUUGAAAAUGUGGCUUCUUCCAAUUCAGAUUGAAAACUUGCAGAAAGAAACAAGCCUUGAGCCAGGAUUGUCUUUGAAGAUUCUUGUAACUCCAAGACAAGAAUCAUAGUUUCCCUCAUGUUCACAAUCCCCGUUGGUCUGAAGUCAUGUAGCAUACAACAUCUAUAGCACAUGGUACUAAUGAAUGCAAAAAGAUAAAACUUCAACUAAUUUUGGGAUUGUUUGUUACGUAUGGUAUUAGGAAAUGCCUUGUUGGCAAAGCACAUUUUGGGGAUUUGAGGUCUUACAUUUUCGCCUUUAGCUUUCCAAGCUUUCUUUUGGAGUGGACUGAUUAAUGUAACAUUUCAUGUGUAAAACAACUGGAUAUUCUUUAUAUGCUGGAAAUAACCUGUGAAUCCAAUAUUUCACUAAGUGUUUUAACUUUUGUGUAUAUAUCUCUCAUCAAUAAAUGUGGACUUCAAUUUC